UGCUCAAUUCUCAAAGACUUAGGUUUCCCGCCUCACUCCCUCAGUCAGGCCUCCUGGCCCCCUUGUGCAUCCGUAGUGGCCUCUCCACCAUCCCUUUUCUUCUCUUGUCCUCCCCAUGGCCCAGACAUGAGUGGACCCCUAGAAGGGGCUGAGAGGGGAGGGGAUCCCAGGCCUGGGGAUGCCUUCUGUUCUGGAGGGUCCCCAUCCCCUGGGCCCUCACAGCACCGACCUUGCCCAGGCCCUAGCCUGGCUGAUGACACAGAUGCUAAUAGCAAUGGCUCAAGCGGCAAUGAAUCCAACGGUCCUGAGUCUAGGGGUGCAUCUCAGCGGAGCUCACAUAGCUCUUCCUCUGGCAAUGGCAAGGACUCAGCCCUGCUGGAGACCACUGAGAGCAGCAAGAGCACAAAUUCUCAGAGCCCAUCCCCACCCAGCAGUUCCAUUGCCUACAGCCUUCUAAGUGCCAGUUCGGAGCAGGAUAACCCAUCUACCAGUGGCUGCAGCAGUGAACAGUCAGCCCGAGCGAGGACCCAGAAGGAACUCAUGACAGCGCUGCGGGAGCUCAAGCUUCGACUGCCACCAGAGCGCCGGGGCAAGGGCCGCUCUGGGACCCUCGCUACACUCCAGUACGCACUGGCCUGUGUCAAGCAGGUGCAGGCCAACCAGGAAUACUACCAGCAGUGGAGCCUGGAAGAGAGUGAGCCGUGUUCCAUGGACAUGUCCGUCUACACCCUGGAGGAGCUGGAGCACAUCACGUCUGAGUACACACUUCGAAACCAGGAUACCUUCUCGGUGGCAGUCUCCUUCCUGACAGGCCGCAUUGUCUACAUUUCGGAGCAGGCAGGGGUCCUGCUUCGUUGCAAGCAGGAUGUGUUCCGGGGCGCCCGCUUCUCAGAGCUCCUGGCACCCCAGGAUGUGGGCGUGUUCUAUGGUUCCACUGUUCCAUCUCGCCUGCCCACCUGGGGCACUGGGGCCUCAGCAGGUUCUGGCCUCAAGGACUUCACCCAGGAAAAGUCUGUCUUUUGCCGUAUCAGUGGAGGUCCGGACCGGGAUCCAGGACCUCGGUACCAACCAUUCCGCCUGACUCCAUAUGUGACCAAGAUCCGGGUCUCGGAUGGGGCCCCCACACAGCCAUGUUGCCUACUCAUCGCAGAGCGCAUUCACUCGGGUUAUGAAGCUCCUCGGAUCCCUCCUGACAAAAGGAUUUUCACUACUCGGCACACCCCUAGCUGCCUCUUCCAGGAUGUGGAUGAGAGAGCCGCCCCACUGCUGGGCUACCUACCGCAGGACCUCCUAGGGGCCCCUGUGCUCCUAUUCUUACAUCCUGAGGACCGGCCCCUCAUGCUGGCCAUCCACAAGAAGAUUCUCCAGUUGGCGGGCCAGCCCUUUGACCACUCUCCUAUUCGCUUCUGCGCUCGUAAUGGGGAGUACAUCACCAUGGACACAAGUUGGGCCGGCUUUGUGCACCCCUGGAGUCGCAAGGUGGCCUUUGUAUUGGGGCGCCACAAAGUACGCACGGCACCCCUGAAUGAGGAUGUGUUCACUCCUCCGGCCCCCAGCCCAGUUCUCUCCCUGGACCCUGAUGUCCAGGAGCUAUCAGAGCAAAUCCACCAUCUGCUGUUACAGCCUGUGCAUAGCCUCAGUCCCACGGGGCUCAGUGGAGUCGGUCCUGUGACUUCCCCAGGCCCUCUCCUCAGCCCUGGCUCCUCCAGUGAUAGCAACGGAGGUGAUGCUGAGGGACCUGGGCCUCCUGCCCCUCCCCCUGUGACCUUCCAGCAGAUCUGUAAGGACGUGCAUCUUGUGAAGCACCAGGGGCAGCAGCUUUUUAUUGAGUCUCGGGCCCGACCUCCACCCCGGCCCCGCCUCCCUGGAGUUGGUACUUCCAAGGCCAAGGCCCUUCCCUGCCAAUUCCCAGACCCAGAGCAGGAGGUGGCACCUGCCCCAGGACUCCAUGCCCCACUAGCUUUGGUCCCUGAGGAGGCAGAGAGGAAAGAUGCCUCUACCUGCUCCUACCAGCAGAUUAACUGCCUGGACAGCAUCCUCAGGUACCUGGAGAGCUGCAACAUCCCCAGCACAGCCAAGCGCAAGUGUGCCUCCUCCUCCUCCUGCACCGCCUCCUCUGCCUCCGAUGACGACAAGCAGAGGACAGGUUCCAUCUCUGUGGGGGCCAAGAAAGAUCCAUUGGCGGCAGUGCUGUCUGGGGAGGGGGCCGCCCCGCGGAAGGAGCCAGUAGUGGGAGGCACCUUGAGCCCGCUCACCCUGGCCAAUAAGGCGGAGAGCGUGGUCUCCAUCACCAGUCAGUGUAGCUUCAGCUCCACCAUCGUCCAUGUGGGAGACAAGAAGCCCCCGGAGUCGGACAUCAUCAUGAUGGAGGAACUGCCUGGCCUGGCCACGGGCCCAACCCCUAGCCCAGCUCCCAGCCCCACAGUGGCCCCUGACCCAGCCCCAGAUGCCUACCGCCCAGUGGGCCUGACCAAGGCCGUGCUGUCCCUGCACACACAGAAGGAGGAGCAGGCCUUCCUCAGCCGCUUCCGGGAUCUUGGCAGGCUGCGUGUACUGGACAGCUCCUCCAUGGCACCAUCGACCCCUGGCGAGCGAGGCUGCCACCAUGGCCCCGUCCCCCAUGGCCGGCGACACCACUGCCGAUCCAAAGCCAAGCGCUCACGCCACCACCAGACCUCCCGGCCCGAAGCCCCCUGCUAUGUCUCCCAUUCCUCACCUGCACCACCAUCUGCCCCCUGGCCCCCGCCAUCAGCCACUACUCCCUUCUCAGCUAUGGUCCAGCCCUAUCCUCUCUCAGUAUUCUCCCCCAGGGGAGACCCUCAAUCUCUGCCCCCUACCCCUACUUCUGUGCCCCCUACUGCUUUCCCUGCCCCCCUAGUAACUCCAAUGGUGGCCUUGGUGCUCCCUAACUAUCUGUUCCCUAAUCCCUCCAGCUAUCCCUAUGGAGUACCCCAGACCCCUGCUGAGGGGCCUCCCACCCCUGCCUCCCAUUCCCCUUCUCCGUCCUUGCCCCCGCUACCCCUCAGCCCUCUCCACCGUCCAGACUCGCCGUUAUUCAAUUCAAGAUGCAGCUCCCCUCUCCAGCUAAAUUUGCUGCAGUUUGAGGAGCCCCCACGUGCUGAAGGGGGUGCUGUUGCAGGAGACCCUGGGAUCAGUGCUGGGCCCCCCCCUCCCAACGAGGAGGUUUUGGAGCCAGAGGGCAGACUGGUGGAGGUGACUGAGUCCUCCAAUCAGGAUGCACUGUCGGGUUCCAGUGACCUGCUGGAGCUGCUGCUACAAGAGGACUCACGCUCAGGCACAGGCUCUGCUGCCUCGGGUUCCUUAGGCUCUGGCAUGGGCUCUGGGUCUGGUUCAGGCUCCCACGAGGAGGGCAGCACCUCAGCCAGCAUCACUCGCAGCAGUCAGAGCAGCCACACAAGCAAGUACUUCGGGAGCGUGGACUCUUCUGAGGCUGAGGCAGGGUCGGCCAAGGGCAGGACUGAGCCUGGGGACCAGGUCAUUAAGUAUGUGCUUCAAGAUCCCAUCUGGCUGCUCAUGGCCAACGCUGACCAGCAUGUCAUGAUGACCUACCAGGUGCCCUCCAGGGACAUGGCCUCUGUGCUGAAGAAGGACCGAGAGCGACUCCGGGCCAUGCAGAAGCAGCAACCUCGUUUCUCAGAGGACCAGAGACGGGAAUUGGGUGCUGUGCACUCCUGGGUCCGGAAGGGCCAGCUGCCUCGCGCCCUUGAUGUGAUGGCUUGUGUGGACUGUGGUAGCAGCACCCAAGACCCAGGCCAUCCUGAUGACGCACUUUUCUCGGAGCUGGAUGUACUGGGGCUGGAGCCCAUGGAAGAAGGCGGAGGCGAGGGUGGUGGUGGUAGUGAGGGCAGAGGAGGCGUGGGAGAGGGUGGAGGUGAGGUUGGAGCCAGGGUUUCAAGCUCUCAGGACUUGGCCAUGGAGGAAGAGGAACAAGGUGAGAGCUCAUCCAGUUCAGCCUUACCUGCCCCAGAAAACGGCACCAGCUAG
Messenger RNA from Chrysochloris asiatica (Cape golden mole), 4005 nucleotides. It is a transcript of the gene PER1, whose product is annotated as period circadian clock 1. Gene Ontology annotation, molecular function: transcription cis-regulatory region binding; transcription corepressor binding. The transcript has 22 exons. NCBI's taxonomy places the organism in Eukaryota, Metazoa, Chordata, Mammalia, Afrosoricida, Chrysochloridae. The coding region runs from base 127 to 4005 and encodes 1292 amino acids. Gene Ontology annotation, cellular component: cytoplasm; nucleus. Gene Ontology annotation, biological process: negative regulation of transcription by RNA polymerase II; circadian regulation of gene expression; entrainment of circadian clock by photoperiod. The record is from RefSeq and is a predicted model, not a curated record.